AUGGCGGAUGCUGACGUCAAUGAGUUGCAACUUGUUGAUGAAAAUACAAUUGAGGAGUAUGAGAAUGAGGAUGAGUUCGAAAUUAGCCUAGGUGCUAAUAUAGAUGACGACACCUGUAGUGUUGAGGCUCCUGAUACUGCUACAUCAGGAUUGGUUAGGAUUUCAAAUACAGAAGAAGUCACUGUAGACAAUGCAAGUGUUAAUGAUUUAGCAAUAAAGCGGUUACGAGAUGUUUUUAACAAAAGGAAAUUGUUGGUUGUUGGAGGGAGGCUGUUUCAUGUUAGAUGUUGUGCACAUGUAACUAAUUUGUUGGUUAAAGAUGGGUUGACCGAAAUUAAGCCAAUUGUUGAUUGUGUUAGGGAUGGUAUUAAAUACCUAGUUGCAUCUGAGUCGAGGUUAUUGAAAUUUGCUGAGCAUGCAUCGAAUUUGCAAUUGUCUAAGAAAAAACUGUUUUUGGAUGUGCCUACCCGUUGGAAUAGUACCUAUAUGAUGUUGGCAACUGCACUUGAGUUUAGGGAAGUUUUCCCUUUGUAUAGUUAUAAUGAUAAUGUGUUUACUUGGGUGCCCUCAGAUGAGGAUUGGGUUAAAGUUGAAUAUGUGUGUGAACUCUUGGAGGUAUUCAACCGGGUAACCAAUAUUGUUUCUGGCAGUGAUUAUCCGACAGUUAACUUAUUCCUUCCUGAAGUUUGGCAGAUGAAGGAGGUCCUACAGAAGAAAUCUAAUGAUGAAAAUGAAUACAUUAGUUCCAUGGCACGCAAAAUGAGAAUCAAGUUUGAUAAAUAUUGGGGUGAGUGUAAUUUGUUGAUGUCAGUUGGUGCAAUUCUAGACCCAAGGUGUAAGAUGAUGUUGAUCAAAUUUUGCUUUCCAAAAAUCUACAAAGAUGAUGAAGCUAAAGAAAAUAUUAAGUUUGUUGAAAGUAAAAUGAAAGAAAUUUAUGCUAUGUAUGUCAAUGAGCACAAUGCAAACCUUGUGGAACAUGAUGUUCAUAAAAGCUCUUCACAUGGUGCUUCAAGUAGAAGUGUAAUUUCUGAAAAGAGUGAAGGUGGUAGGGAUUUGUUUGAGUCAUUCCUUAGAACUACUGAUUCAGUGCAGCAACCUAUUAAAUCAGACUUGGACACAUACUUGGAAGAAGGUGUAUUCAUACCUGAGAAGGGUGUGGAAUUUAAUGCAUUGGAAUGGUGGAAAGCCAAUACCUUGAAGUACCGUAUUUUGUCUAAAGUGGCCAAAGAUAUCCUGUCAAUCCCCAUUACUACUGUGGCUUCAGAGUCUACUUUUAGUGCUGGGGGAAGGGUUAUUGAUCCCCAUAGAGCUUCACUAGCACCUGAGACAGUGAAAAAAUUACUAUGUGGGGCUGAUUGGGUGAGAGCAAUGUAUGGGCUAAAAAGAGGUGGUUCGGUGGAGGAUACGGAUGAUGAUGAGAUGGUGGAGAUUGAUCUGCCAGAUGGAAAAUAA
Molecule: messenger RNA, 1452 nt
Organism: Corylus avellana
Lineage: Eukaryota; Viridiplantae; Streptophyta; Magnoliopsida; Fagales; Betulaceae
Source: RefSeq, a predicted model, not a curated record